AUGCUCAAUGUGGAUAAAUCAUCCUUAUUUUUAAGCCCAAAUGUCUCCGAUACGCUAGCUAGGGAAAUCAGUAUUAUGCUCAUAAUAUCUCCGACACUUGAUCCUGGCACAUAUCUGGGUCUGCCAUCUAUAUGGGGGAGAUCCAAAACUGCAGCUCUGAACUACAUUGUUGAUCGUAUCCAGAAAAAAGUCCAAGGAUGGAAGUCAAAAUUCUUAAAUCUUGCUGGAAAGGAGGUUUUGAUUAAGGCAGUGGCCUUGGCUAUGCCAAUGUACCCGAUGUCCUGCUUUAAAUUCCCUUCUACCACUUGCAAACAAAUUAAUGGUGUUCUUAGUAAGUUUUGGUGGAGUAAUGGUGAUUCCAAUGCUCACAGUCACUGGAAGAGGUGGGAGUGUUGGUGUAUAUGGAAUAAUCCUGACGCUUUUUGGGUGCAUGUCCUGAAAGCCAAGUAUUUCCCCGAUGGUGAUUUCCUUAAAGCUAGAAGGGGGCCUUGUCCUUCUUGGGCAUGGGCUAGCCUUUUGGAAGGUCGAAAGAUUAUGUCUGAUGGUGCCAUUUGGCAAAUUGGCAAUGGUUUGAAAGUGAAGAUCUGGAGGGACAACUGGCUGCAUCACAAAUCCAUCCUGCGUCCCAAGCCAACCAUCAUUGUUUCUGGUCCUAUUCCAACGUUGGUUAAUGAUCUUACUGAUCGUGAUUUGAGAGAAUGGAAUUUGGCUGGCAUUUCAAAUGUCAUUGAUCCUACUGUUGCAAAACUAAUUCGUGCCAUUCCUCUCCGUAAUCUUACUCGCAAAGAUACUUUGAUUUGGCCUUGGAAUAAAGAUGGCCUGUUUUCUGUUCAGAGUGGUUACCAUUGGGCAAUGGAAAAUUUGGAGGUUGUGUGUAGUGUGCCGGAACAUCACUCCCACCAAGUGGAAAAAAAACUAUGGAAAAUAAGGGCUAAUCCAGUUUGCUCUUUAUGUAACUCAAGUGACGAGUCUGCUGAACAUGCUAUUCUCCUGUGUCCUUGGACUGCUUGUGUUUGGUUUGGUAUCCCUUUAAACUACAGCGUGAAUGCACAAAGCGUAACUUCUUUUGACAGAUGGCUCUUGGGAGUUACUGCUUCCUUGGCUCUUUUAGAAGGGAGGAAUAAGGAAGUUCUUGUCUUGGUGGAUUCCUUAUGGGGGGAACUUUGUCCUACUUUGGAAGCUAUUACGUGUCCUACUCCCUCAGCUUCUCCUCCCCAUGCUCUCUGGAAGGCUCCUCCUCAACCUUAUGUUAAGGUAAACGUGGAUGGAGCAUGGCACAAGAACUCUCUGCAGGGCGGUGUGGGUUGCUGUCUGCAUGAUUCUGAGGGUAGAUUGUUGGCAGGUUUGAGUCAGGCUUGUAUCGGAAACUCUGCAAUCGAGGUGGAAGCUGAAGCUGUUUUGGAGGGGUUACUGUUAGCAAAAGAGGAAAACUGUCAGAAGAUUAUACUUGAAAGCGAUUCAAUGGAUGUUAUCUCUUGUAUGAGAAACGAAAAUCUGCGUGGCAACUGGAGAAUUAUCCCCUUCAUUUUGGAAAUCAGAAGGCUUUCUUCGUGGUUCAUCUCAAUUAAGUGGGAAUGGAUUUCUCGCCAAGCAAAUCAAGCUGCCCAUGCUGCAUCAGCUCUGUCAAACAUGAGGGUGCGAUCUAUGCAUUAG
Molecule: messenger RNA, 1653 nt
Organism: Prunus armeniaca (apricot)
Lineage: Eukaryota; Viridiplantae; Streptophyta; Magnoliopsida; Rosales; Rosaceae
Source: the annotation of a GenBank genome assembly